Molecule: messenger RNA, 1788 nt
Organism: Lathyrus oleraceus (garden pea)
Lineage: Eukaryota; Viridiplantae; Streptophyta; Magnoliopsida; Fabales; Fabaceae
Exons: 5
Coding region: 1-1788 (595 amino acids)
Molecular function (GO): nucleic acid binding; RNA-DNA hybrid ribonuclease activity
Source: RefSeq, a predicted model, not a curated record
AUGGCUAAAAUCAGCUAUGAAUCUAGAUUUCCAAUCAACCAAGCUGAAGACGGCAGUGAGGAAGAUUGUGAAUUACCAGCUGAACUAGCACGACUUCUUGAGCACGAAGAGAAAGAGAUUCAGCCAUACAAAGAACCAGUGGAUGUCAUUAACUUGGGUUCUGAAACUGACAAAAAAGAGGUAAAAGUUGGGGCAUCUCUCGCCAAGCAUGUACACUCCGAGUUGGUAGAUCUGUUACGUGAAUAUGUCGAUGUCUUUGUUUGGUCAUAUCAACAUAUGCCAGGGUUAGACACCAACAUUGUUGAACAUCACCUACCGCUCAAGCCUGAAUGUCCUCCAGUCAAGCUGAAGCUCAGAAGGACCAAACCCGAUAUGGCGCUCAAGAUCAAGGAAGAGGUUAAAAAGCAGCUAGAUGAUGGCUUCUUAGCCAUUUCUGAGUAUCCGCAGUACAAUCAGAUAAAAAUGUCACCAGACGAUAUGGAGAAGACAACCUUUAUCACACCUUGGGGAACUUACUGCUACAAAGUCAUGUCGUUCGGCUUGAAGAGUGCAGGGGCAACAUAUCAACGCGCCAUGGUAACACUCUUUCACGACAUGAUUCAUGAAAAGAUCGAGGUUUAUGUGGACGACAUGAUUACCAAAUCCAGAACUGAGGAAGAUCACUUGGUAAAUCUGAAAAAGUUAUUUGUGAGACUCCGAAAGUUUAAACUGCGUCUGAAUCCGAAAAAAUGUACUUUUGGGGUCCGAUCAGCUAACUGUGAACCGAUUUUCAAAUUAUUGAGAAAGAACCAACCGAUUAUGUGGAACAACGAUUGCCAAGGGGCAUUCAAUAAAAUAAAAAAAUACUUGCAAGAGCCACCAAUCUUAGUACCACCGGUUCCGGGUAGGCCGCUCAUUAUGUAUCUCACAGUGUUGGAUGAGUCCAUGGGUUGUGUUUUGGGUCAACACGACGACACAGGUUAUCAACUGUUGAGGUUUGACUUCCCAGAUGAGGACAUCAUGUUUAUCAGAGAUUUUACUAUGCCAGGCUUCGAGGUAAGCCCUGAGGAAGGCCCUGAACCAGGAUCGCGAUGGACGCUUGUGUUCGACGGUGCUUCCAAUGCCAGAGGUCAUGGUAUAGGUGUUGUUAUCACUUCUCCAACCGGUUUCCGCAUUCCAUUUACCGCUAGAUUGUGUUUUGACUGCACCAACAACAUGGCAGAAUAUGAAGCAUGUAUAUAUAUUUUAGAGGCGACAAUCGACUUGAGAAUCAAAGUCCUUGAGGUAUUCGGUGAUUCAGCUCUGGUAAUCAGUCAGGUGAAAGGUGAUUCGGAGACUCGGGAUAGCAAGUUGAUACCCUACAAAGAGCACAUCAAAAAACUGAUAUCCUAUUUUGACGAAAUCUCCUUUCAUCAUAUUUCUAGGGAAGAAAAUCAGUUAGCAGACGCUCUAGCCACGCUAGCAUCUAUGUUCAAAGUCAAAUGGAAGAAUGAAGCACCAUCCAUCCAAAUUGACCACUUAGAUAAACCAGCACAUUGUCUAGCAAUUGAGGUCGAUCCUGACGAUAAGCCUUGGUUCUACGACAUAAAGACGUUUCUGGAGAAACAGCAAUAUCCCGAGGGUAUAUCCAUUACCGAUAAGAAAGCUCUAAGAAGACUCUCUUCCAAGUUCUUCCUAAACGGUGAUGUACUAUACAAGAGGAAUUAUGAUUCCGGAAACUCUGUACUCUCGGGUUUAUGGAAUGGAGGUCGUCCUACCGACCGAAGUCGAGAUUCCUUCACUCAGGGUUAUCAUGGAAGCAGAUCUUGA